UUGUGCCCAGAUCAUGGGAUCGAGUAACUCGCACCUGCUAAAAGACACGGUUGUCAAUGACUCUGUCCGCCAUUAUUUUUUCUUGACAAGGGAGUCAACUCGAUUAAAUUAAUUUCCGGUGCACUGUUUUCAAGUUGGUGCUUGCUGCAGUUGAAUGAAAGAAGAUUGAUAGACAAAGCCCAACAAGCUAACAGCCUUCUAAUGUUUUUGUUUUUUGCAAGUUGUGUUUUGACAGAACGAUCGGCUCGAUCUGUUUUCAGGUGGUAGUGUACCACACUGCUCUUCAUUGCAAAUCUAGUUUUCUGUCUCCAUACAUUCUCAUCAAUCAUAUUGACAUUAUUGACAGUUGCUGUUGAGUGGAAGGAUCAAUCUUCACUUCAUGAUGAUGAUGUCAGGUGGACAAUUCACUUGCAGUUAAAGUUUAAGUGAUUGUGUGCUUUGUGAUGUUAUCAAGAGACAUAGACAAUGGUGGUACCCGAAAUGGCAGUGCUCAGACAUAACUUUAUAUUUAUACAUGCUGAAAAAUGACUGAAGUUCAACAUAGCUGAAAUUAACAAAUAUUCCCUGACCCAGUGUCAUUUGACUGGUCUGGGAAGCAAGUUCCUGAAAGUUCAGACCCCAGCAAUCUGUCAUCAAUUUCUUAUUGUUGUGGAACGCUCCUGCAAACAUCAUGUCGUUUUCCCAAUAUCAACUGCCGUACCAGAACCAACUGCAGUUCAAUCUUGAUGUCCCUCUGACGACAAACAAUCUGGCAGCUCACUUUCAGCACCCACGGCCAAUAUUUGUGGAAAGAAUAAGUGGUCAGCAUGCAAUCCCUGGCAAGAUACCAUCUAGAAAAGAAGGUAAAGAUGAUCCAGGUGGGCAGGCUGGGCACAACUACUCUGUUUUGUCUGAAGAUAAAAUGGAGAUGAUGUCGCAGUUAGCAAGACGGGAUUUACGAAACAGAAAAUUACAAGCUGAGCAGAACGGUAAAAUUGUAGGUGGUGAGUCUCAUAGCCCCACUGCCUCUCCUUCUCGUGCUCAUCUGUAUAAGAAAACGUCAUGUUCCCGCCUCACUCGAGAUCAGGGCAAUAGAUCAAAGCAUCCAUUGAGGGCCAGAGAAGCGGAGAGGAAUCGAAGGCUGGGAGCUGUUCAGACUCCCCCUCCAAGGAAGCCAGUGCCUCGCUCUACCUAUGCAGAUGAUUCUUUUGUUUCCACCAGAAACACCUCUUUAGACCUGAGCAGGGAUGCAGAUGUGUACUUUCCUGUGAAGCCGUUUGUCCCAGAGGGCAGUGAGCCUGCCAAAGAAGACAUCGUCAGGCUGCAGCAGGAAUUGGAGGGAUACUUACGUCUCAUUGGCCAUGUGCAGGAGAGAGCUAUUGCAGAUGGAAAUACUAAAUUCCUGCACCUUCCAGCAAAGGGCAAAUCUAAGGAUGGGUUUCUCGAUCAGAUAGAGGAUCUUGAUCGUGCUCGUGCCCGUGUUACUGAGCAGAACAUACGAUCAGCUCGCAACACCUACAACCUGCGACAAAAAGUGAAGCAGCUGCAGAGAGAUUUGGCCCAUGCAGAUCUCAAUAAACCACAGAAGAAGAACCAGAUCCUGGCUCAGGUGAACAGUGUCCACCGAGGAGCAGUCAAGUCCCUCCAGACAUUCGUCAACCAACUGCCACACCAGGACCUGAGCUCCGGUCUUCCGUCACACUACCAGGAGUUAUCCCUCCUGCUGCGGCAGCUCACAGCCCUCAACGCCCUCACUCAGCAGGGGAAGCAACUGCAUGGAAAGUGCGAAUUACUCACCUUGCUAGACAACAUCGAUACUUCGAAUGCCAAAUGGUGCUGUAAGCAGCAAAAGCAAAAAAAUCCAGUCGAAGAUAAAAAUGAUAUGAAAGGGGCCAGCCGGCCGUGGGUCAGUGAUACAAAGGUCGCUAAAGAGUUUGGGCAGCCGAAGAUGAGGCAGUUUUCAGUGCCACAAUCCAAGAAGGCACCAGUUACAAAACAAAUUGUGUCUCGGGGGAGGCCAACGAUGAGGGCUGUGGGCAAAGAGAACCGCAGAGUCGCUGAUAAUGAGCGGAGAGCUAUGCUGAAGGCCGGUGUUGCUGCCCUGGUGGGUCCCAGACCACGAAGCAGGUCAGUGGAGGAAAGAGCUGGUGGUCAGUCAGGAAUGGCAUGGGAAGUGGACAUGCGAUCUCAACCAGAGCUGCCUGAUCACACCAAGGGUUAUCUCCUCCCAUCUGAUCUCAGGGCCAAGAGAGAACGAGCUCAAAGGGCAGUAGAGAUCUCCAACCAGCGACGACAGUUUGCCGCAGAGUUAAGGUCCCCAGGACGAGCUCCCCCUCACUUUGCCGAGUCCACCAUUUCAGCAGCUUUGAAAGCUUCUCCAGGUCGUCCUACAUCUGCUCCGGCCUCCCCAAAAAGAAAAGAAGUGAACUUUGACCUGGAGGAAAAAUCUCCUGUGCCAUGGAUUCCUGCUGGAUCAGGCUCAGGGAAGAGGAAACCUAGGUCAAGGUCACUGAGCCCUGGCUACAGUCCGUUCUACAUCCGUGACCUGGACAGAGAUGAUGUCAGAAAUGUCUUUCCGGGUCACCGCUCUCUUAGGACUGGGGAUACAGAAAGGAAAGGGGCUGUACAGGACUAUGGCUAUCGGUCUUUACCUUCGCACAAUCAGUUACGGUCCAACCAAGUGUCAGACUCCUUGCUCGACGACCUGGAGGCGCGCCUGUACAAUCGUUUGGCUGGGGUGGAAGAGACAUCAUCUCACUAUCCACCUGCCGGCAAAAUGUGGCAGAGAGAUGAUUCCACCAUUGACUUGACCGAUGGUGAGUUUGAGGACAGUGGUGACCUUGACAUUACUGACCUGGCUGACCCGGGAGAGGGGCUCCGAAGGGAAGCUGUGUCCAUGAUGGAUGCUCCUACUCUGGAGAAUGUGAAGUUGAGGCUAGCCGAGAUGCAGAGGGAGCAGAGAGAGAUCCGUCAGAGGUGGUCUACACUCAAAUUCACAGAGACCAAGCGAAGCUCCCAGAGAUUCACACAAAGUGAAGUCCGCAAUGAAGAGCCCCUGCCACCACCAGCUAUUGAGGUGACUCGAAUGACCAGAUCAGAGAGACCAGUUCAGCUACAAGGACCUGUCAACAAGGACUGGGUGGAAGAACCGUUGCUCUUCACAAAAUCCUCAGCAGUGACUCGUGUGCAAUUCCAUCACACAGUGACUGGCGGAGCUAAGAAUGACCUUGGUCUUCAGAGGUCACUCGUUGUGCCCGGAGGCUGUCGAGCAAAAAAACUGCUGACCAUGAAGCAGACGGCAGUGGAGAGAAUCGCUGCAGAUCGUGACCGCUACGAGAGUUACCUAAGGAAACAUUCACAUCAUCCGACUGGAAAGUUUGAUCCAUGGAUGUUAAUGGAAGAGAUUUCAGAUGAGAUUUUCUCUGAGUGCCUUCAAGAAGUUGCCGGUGAGGUGGAGCAGAUCAAUGAGGAAAUAGCCAAUCACAUGUACAAGUCAGAGUUCAUGGUGGACAAGAGCCAAUCAGAGAGCAUCAUGCCUGAGCCCAGUUACUUCCCUCUGGAACAGCCUGUGGCUGAGGAAGAGAACUUCUUCCCCGUGCAGGAGACCCGUUCAGAUGGGAUCAUGAAGGAGAGGGCAGAGAGUAUCCAUCAUCGUCUCCAAACCCAGCAGGAAGAGGAAGCAAGAAAAGUAUUUAUGGACAAAGGGGGCGAUAGGUUGGUCGGGGCUGGUGACACGAUGGCCUUGAACCUGGACAAACUCUCGGAGGAGAGGGAUUCGUCCGUGGAGAGGAAGCUGAGCCCGGAGAGAAAGGGUGGGGGUUCAUCAGCCGGCCAGAGCCCGGUUCACACGGGGUCAGCUAGACCUUCGCCGAACCUUUCGGCCCGUGAACCUUUCUUGGAUGAUGUGUCACAGUUUGUGAGUCGAGGACAUGAUGAGAGUGGCUCAGCUGGUGAUGGUGCGGACAGAAGGCUCGAUGACGGGCAGCAAGAGAAAGAUGAUGACGAGUAUACCGAGGAGACAGACCAACAAGACGAAGAUGAGGAGGAUGAUGAUGAUGAUGAUGAUUAUUCAGAUGAUAAUUUUGAAGAUGUCAGUGAUGUGGACAUAGGAUAGAUAUUGUUUUUACACACCGUUUUUAUAUAUAGGCCUAGCUUUUAUUUUGAUAAAUAUAAAGUCCUCUUUCAUUUUCCUGAGCCAUACUAUAGAUGUACAUUUACCUGUUGAUACCUAACGGAAGAAUGAAGCCACUUUUUAAUGCUGUAAAUGACACCCUCAAAGGUGUUAUCUUUUUGGUGUUGGAGUCUCUUGUCUCCUCUUGCAUUUCAAAGUCCGACACUGUGUGACAUUGUGAGAGCACAUCUUUGUCUUUUUAAAAAUAUUCCAGCACACAAAAGAGUAUUAAAAUUGUACUUACUAUUCAAUAUUUAUUGUGUUAACUAAUAUCAUCUUUAAGUGCAGGAAGUAUGCUCUAUGUAUUAUGUAUAUAUGUAAAAA
Molecule: messenger RNA, 4474 nt
Organism: Aplysia californica (California sea hare)
Lineage: Eukaryota; Metazoa; Mollusca; Gastropoda; Aplysiida; Aplysiidae
Product: protein moonraker
Exons: 19
Coding region: 671-4093 (1140 amino acids)
Biological process (GO): centriole replication; protein localization to centrosome
Cellular component (GO): centriolar satellite
Source: RefSeq, a predicted model, not a curated record